Molecule: messenger RNA, 2427 nt
Organism: Trametes versicolor FP-101664 SS1
Lineage: Eukaryota; Fungi; Basidiomycota; Agaricomycetes; Polyporales; Polyporaceae
Product: glycoside hydrolase
Exons: 8
Coding region: 81-2285 (734 amino acids)
Biological process (GO): glucan catabolic process
Cellular component (GO): cell surface; extracellular region
Molecular function (GO): beta-glucosidase activity
Source: RefSeq, a predicted model, not a curated record
GCACCGUCUCCGGCUCGCCUGCUGCGCGCCCCUCCAAGGGCUGCUCAAACGCGCCCCGCUUAACAAUCUUUUAACAACUCAUGUCUGGCGACUUCAACCCCUACGGCCUGCCGCCAUCCGCGGGGGGCUCCCAAGCCACUCUCCGCGGCGAGUCACCUUAUUUACGCCCGGCGGAGAACAACCUGCCAAAGGAGUCUCUCACGUCAAUCCCCCGCGAGUUCGCCCCCUUGCUACAAGAGCAACCAGCCCCGUACAACAGCAGCCCGCUCGCCGGCAAGGAGUCCGAGAGCGGGUACCUGACAGAUCCACGGCCCGCGAAGCGCCCUUUCUACAAGACUCUCUGGUUCUGGAUCGCCGCGAUUAUCAUCGUCGCCGCGGCCGUCGUCCUUCCUGUCUACUUCGUGGUCAUCAGGCCGAAGCAUGAUAGCAAGACCAGUUCGGGCAGCGCCGCCACCGCGUCGAACUCGACUGGCACGACACCGACGACAGGGAGCGCUCAGGCGCUCGUUCAGUUUGGCGGCGACGGGAGCACGGUCACCAAGGAUGACGGAACGACGUUCAUUUACAACAACACAUUCGGCGGAUACUGGGUAUCUAACGCCGAGGACCCCUACGACAACUCCGCACGCCCAAAUUCGUGGACGCCUCCGCUUAAUCAGAGCUGGCGCUGGGGCGAGGACCGCAUCAACGGCGUGAAUCUCGGUGGACUCUUCGUUCCCGAGCCCUUCAUCGUCCCGGAGCUGUUUGAGACCAACCCGGGCGCGGUGGACGAGUGGACGCUCUCUACAAUCCUCGCGGGCAAGGGUCAGCUGCAGUCGGUUCUCGAGAACCACUACGACACGUUCAUCACCGAAGAGGACAUUGCGCAAAUCGCAGGUGCGGGCCUGAACUGGAUACGCGUCCCGAUUCCCUUCUGGGCGAUCGAGACUUGGACAGAUGUCGGUGUGGACGGGUCGGGCCAGACUGUGGCAGAGCCCUUCUUGGCUAGGGUGUGCUGGAAAUACAUCCUUCGUCUCAUUGGCUGGGCACGCAAGUACGGCCUGCGCGUUUUGCUUGACCUCCACACCAUUCCUGGUUCACAAAAUGGAUACAACCACUCUGGCAAGCUUGGGUCGUUGAACUGGCUCAAUGGACCUAUGGGUCUUGCUAACGCUGAGCGCUCUCUGGACUACAUCCGAACCAUCGUCGAGUUCAUCUCCCAGCCCGAAUACAAGGACGUCGUCCAAAUAUUCGGUAUUCUCAACGAGCCCUUCCUUCCUACCAUUGGCCGCGCCCCCAUCGAGUCAUUCUACCUCCGGGUCUACGAGAUGGUUCGCGAGAUCACGGGCACGGGCGAAGGCAACGGCCCGAUGAUCUCCUUCCACGACGGCUUCGACGCGCUUAAGAACUGGGCGAAUUUCCUCCCCGGCGCGGACCGCAUUGUCAUCGAUGAUCACCCGUACUUUGCGUUCGAUGGUCAGCCGAACAGGGAACCUGUAAACAUCACUGCGGACGGCGGUGACGGUACACAGCUGGGCGGAAAGUGGCCGCUUCAGGCGUGCAACGCGUGGGGCGCAAACAUGAACACCAGCCGCGCGAACUUCGGUAUUUCCGUCGCGGGCGAGUUCAGCAACGCAAUCAACGACUGUGGUCUUUGGGUCAUCGGAAUCGGCGUAAAGCCCAACUACGGCCCCGACUGCGGGUACUGGGCAGACGCUUCGCAGUGGUCGGACGCAAACAAACAGGGUCUGCUCAACUUUGCGCUCGCCUCUAUGGACGCGCUCGGCGACUUCUUCUUCUGGACUUGGAAGAUCGGCGCGUCGACCACCACGAACACCGUGCAAGCACCACUGUGGUCGUACAAGCUCGGCCUCGAGAACGGCUGGAUGCCCAAGGACCCGCGUUCCGCGCGCGGCAUGUGCGAAAGCCUCGGCGUCACCCCGCAGCCAUUCAACGGACCCUUCCAGCCAUGGCAGACGGGUGGCGCGGGUGCGGGCACGAUCGCGCCUGCUGCGACAGCAAGCAUUCAGCAGUGGCCGCCCACCCUUCAGAACGUCCCGACAGGCGGCGCCUCCGCGUUGCCGCAGUACACGAGCCUUGCCACGCCCGUCACGCUCCCUCCGCUGACGCCGACCGCCACCGCGAGCGUCACAGUGACUGCUACGGCGGGCAACGGCUGGUUCGACGCGCAGGACACCGCGCCCGCGGUGACCCCUAUCUCGGGCUGUGCGUACCCCGACGCGUGGGACGCCAUCGGCGCGCAGGUGCCGCUCUCGGGCUGCCUCCCUGGCCCUACUUCGACAUGAUACGGGAGGAGGCGCAUGGAUGCUGGCGUUCGUUCGCCGUUUUCUUGACAUUCGUUUACAUUGGACAUUUUGGACUUUAUACCCCUUUAUAAUUAUUCGGGUUUCGGUGCUGCAUUUUGUCAUGUGGUUGCUUGCUUCCAGC